Messenger RNA from Colletotrichum fioriniae, 939 nucleotides. The record is from RefSeq and is a predicted model, not a curated record. NCBI's taxonomy places the organism in Eukaryota, Fungi, Ascomycota, Sordariomycetes, Glomerellales, Glomerellaceae.
AUGAAGACGACCACAAACACAACCGCCGCAACAGCAGCGCAAACAACACUCAACGAAGAAACAACUUCCAUCGCAACACUCGUCCCCGUCCUAGCCAUCCUCGACAGCUUCAACCACCGCAACAAGAACCAGCACCGCGUAGCCCGCUGGUGGUCCGCCUUUGACCUCCUCCGCCGCGCCGUCCGCCGCCUGCACGACGCUCUCGAGGCCCAGGCACGUCACCGCCGCGCCCUCAGCUUCAAGUCAAAGUCCUCCUCGUCCUCCUCGAAAAGGUCAUCCGCGGCGGCCGCCGCCGGAGGAAAACCCACCAGCAGCAGUGCUGAGCGUCGUCAGCAUGCGCUAGACGAAGAUGUCGCUGCUAGGGUGCGGGUGCUACUAGAUUCCACCAUCCCCUCGUCCUUUUCAGCCUUUACACAACUAGCAGCAGACAACCAGCACGCCGCCCUAGGUCUGGUCCUACUAGGCCUCCUAGCCCGCAUCAACUCCGUCGUCACACUCCUGGCUCCUGCUCCUACUCCUGCUCCUCGGCUCGAAAAGGCCAUACCAGCAGGCGAUGUCGCUACUACCUCUUCGUCAUUUUCAACAACCAAAAGUGCAGCAGCAGUCACCGUGGCAGAUGAGAGAUACCACCAGCAGCAGCAGCAGCAGCAGCAACAAUCCGAUUCAAAGGGUCUCGGCGUGGCCAUAUCUCGGGACCAACUCAAGCUUGCCGCGAAACCUGUAGAUCACCACCCCUCCUCAUCAGUAUCAACAUUAUCAUUGUCACGGAAUGUCGAUGAAGCAUCAGCUACCGUCCCUCAAAAGAAGCGCAAGUUGGCGAGUGUGCCUCCUCCUGAGACCAAAGCUAGCAAGCCAGCAAAGGAGGAAAAGCCAGUAAAGAAGAAAAAAAAGGCAAAGAAGACGGACGACUUUUCCGAUCUGUUCAGUUCGCUCAUGUAG